Triticum turgidum subsp. durum (durum wheat) is the source of this 309-nucleotide messenger RNA. NCBI's taxonomy places the organism in Eukaryota, Viridiplantae, Streptophyta, Magnoliopsida, Poales, Poaceae. The record is from the annotation of a GenBank genome assembly.
AUGUGUGCUCAUGCUGGCAUAAUUGGGACUACAAGGCCAACACACUACCAUGUUCUCCACGAUGAGAUAGGCUUCUCUGCUGAUGAGCUGGAGGAGCUCGUGCACUCCCUAUCCUAUGUGUACCAGAGGAGCACCACAGCAAUCUCAGUAGUUGCUCCCAUCUUCUACGCACACCUUGCAGCGGGCCAGGUGGCCAAGUUCACCAAGAUCGAUGAUAUGUCGGAGACAUCGUCCCAGGCUGAGGCUGCCCCGGUGCCGGAGCUGCCUCGUCUGCAUCCCAAUGUAGCGUCAACGAUGUUCUUCUGCUGA